Hippoglossus stenolepis (Pacific halibut) is the source of this 11028-nucleotide messenger RNA. It is a transcript of the gene kif13ba, whose product is annotated as kinesin family member 13Ba. Bases 61 to 5484 code for a protein of 1807 amino acids. Gene Ontology annotation, molecular function: cell adhesion molecule binding; microtubule binding; ATP binding. Gene Ontology annotation, biological process: regulation of protein localization; microtubule-based movement. The transcript is spliced from 38 exons. The record is from RefSeq and is a predicted model, not a curated record. NCBI's taxonomy places the organism in Eukaryota, Metazoa, Chordata, Actinopteri, Pleuronectiformes, Pleuronectidae. Gene Ontology annotation, cellular component: adherens junction.
GCUGAUUAAUUUCGGAUCAGCACCACCUAUCCCAUCCCCUUCCCCGGGUAAGGAGGCAGCAUGGGGGAGCCCAGCCUGGACGACGCCAAUGUCAAGGUGGCUGUUCGCGUACGGCCCUUCAACAGGAGAGAAAAGGAACUGAACACUAAAUGUGUUGUGGAGAUGGUGAAGAACCAGACGAUCCUCCACCCUGGGGGAACCAACCUUGGCAAAGCAGACCCGAGGAAUCAGUCCAAGGUCUUUGCCUACGAUCACUGUUUCUGGUCCAUGGAUGAGACAGAAAAAGAGAAAUUUGCAGGUCAGGAGGUGGUGUUCCAGUGCCUUGGGGAGAGUCUUCUCAACAAUGCCUUCCAGGGCUACAAUGCCUGUAUAUUUGCCUAUGGACAAACUGGCUCGGGAAAGUCGUACACAAUGAUGGGUUCAGUGGACCAGCCAGGUCUGAUUCCGCGCCUGUGCAGUGCUUUGUUUGACCGAACCCAGAAGGAACAGCGGGAGCAGGAGAGCUUCACUGUUGAGGUUUCCUACAUGGAGAUCUACAACGAGAAGGUCCGGGAUCUGCUUGACCCCAAAGGGGGUCGACAAACUCUGAGGGUGAGGGAGCAUAAAGUGUUGGGUCCUUAUGUGGAUGGCCUAUCUCGACUAGCAGUGGCCUGCUACAAGGACAUUGAGUCUCUAAUGUCAGAGGGGAAUAAGUCUCGGACGGUCGCUGCAACCAACAUGAAUGAGGAGAGCAGUCGAUCGCACGCUGUCUUCAACAUCAUCCUCACACACACACUCAAGGACUUGAAGUCUGGGACGAGUGGUGAAAAGGUCAGUCGGUUGAGUCUGGUAGAUUUGGCUGGGAGUGAACGAGCAGCAAAAACAGGAGCCGCAGGAGAACGACUGAAAGAAGGAAGCAACAUCAACAAGUCUCUGACGACUCUCGGCCUGGUGAUCUCUGCGCUGGCUGAACAGGGGACUGCCAAAAACAAGACCAAGUUUGUCCCUUACAGAGACUCUGUUCUGACAUGGCUGCUAAAGGACUGUCUGGGGGGCAACAGUCGCACAGCGAUGGUUGCAACCGUGAGUCCUUCAGCAGACAAUUAUGAGGAGACGCUGUCGACGCUGCGUUACGCAGACCGAGCUAAGAGCAUAGUCAACCAUGCUGUCGUUAAUGAAGACCCCAACGCUCGUAUCAUCAGGGAGCUCAGAGAGGAAGUAGAGAAACUGCGAGUGCAGCUCACUCAGGCAGAGUCUUUAAAGGCUCCUGAGCUGAAGGAGCGCCUGGAAGAGUCUGAGAAGUUGAUUCAAGAAAUGACCAUCACAUGGGAGCAAAAGCUUCGCAAAACGGAGGAGGUUGCACAGGAGCGUCAGAAGCAGUUAGAGAGUCUGGGUAUUUCUCUCCAGUCAUCAGGGAUUAAAGUCGGAGAUGACAAGAGCUUUCUCGUCAACCUCAAUGCUGAUCCUGCUCUUAAUGAACUGCUGGUGUACUACCUGAAGGAACACACCAAAGUGGGUUCAGCAGACUCUCAGGACAUCCAGCUGUGUGGGAUGGGUAUCCAGGGAGAACACUGUAUCAUCGACAUUACGCCAGACACUGCUGUUGUCCUCACCCCUUAUCGCAACGCUCGGACAUGUGUUAAUGGUUCUCCAGUAACCAGCGCUCUGCAGCUUCACCAUGGAGACCGAAUCUUCUGGGGAAACAAUCACUUCUUUAGGAUCAACCUGCCUAAGCGACGUUCCCGAGGAAUGGAGGAAGAGUAUGGUGAGGGUGGAGUAAUGAAGAACAGUGGCAGCAGCGAGCAGCUGGAUGCAGAUGGUGACACAGCCAGCGAGGUUUCCAGUGAAGUCAGCUUCUCCUACGAGUUCGCCCAAACAGAGGUCAUGAUGAAAGCCCUGGGCAAUAAUGACCCCAUGCAGGCCGUCCUCCAGUCUCUGGAGAGGCAGCAUGAAGAGGAGAAGCGCUCUGCUCUGGAGCGGCAGAGGCAGAUGUACGAGCAGGAACUCCAGCAGCUCCGCAAGAAGCUGAACCCGGACCGUCUGUCCACAGGUCAGUCUGGAGCGCCGACGCCCGGCCAGCAAGGUCCAGGACAACAGUCACACUACCGCAGCCUGGAGAGACUCAGCAUGGGAGGGAUGAGUCAUUCAACCAGCGCUCAGAGCAGACUGAGGCAGUGGAAUGAGGACAGGGAGGCAGUGUUGGUGAGGAGUCUGAGAAGGUUGAGGGAACAGAUCGUGAGGGCAAACCUCCUGGUGCAAGAAGCCUGUUUUAUCGCCGACGAGCUGGAGCGACACACUGAGUACAGAGUCACUCUGCAGAUCCCAUCAGACAACCUCAACGCAAACCGCAAGAGGGAUGCUGUGCUCAGUGAACCAGCGAUUCAAGUCCGACGUCGUUGUCGAGGGAAACAGAUCUGGAGCUUGGAGAAGAUGGAGAACCGACUGGUGGACAUGAGAGAGCUGUACCAGGAGUGGCAGGACUACCACCAACAUCACCAAGACAACCCAGUGAUGCGCUCAUAUUUCCGUCGGGCCGACCCGUUCUUCGACGAGCAGGAAAACCACAGUCUGAUCGGCGUUGCCAAUGUUUUCCUGUCCUGUCUUUUCUACGAUGUCAAGCUGCAGUACGCCAUUCCCAUCAUCAACCAGAAGGGAGAGGUUGCUGGGCGUCUCCAUGUGGAGGUGGUGCGGGUUGGAGGCGGCUUAGAGGACAACAUAGCUGGAGGAGACGAACCAGAAAACAACCAAGACACCGAGAUCCAGGAUCGCAAAUUUAUAUGCAUGAUUAAGAUCCUGCAGGCCACUGGUCUUCCCCAGUACCUCUCCAACUUCGUCUUCUGUCAGUACUCCUUCUGGGACCAGUCUGAGCCAAUCAUCGUGGCUCCUGAAGUCGACCCAUCAUCCUCGUCACCCAGCACCAAGGACCCACACUGCAUGGUGGUGUUUGACAGCUGCAAGGAACUGGCGGUGUCAGUGUCUGAGGAUUUCAUCGAGUACCUCACGGAAGGGGCUGUCGCCAUCGAGGUUUAUGGCCACAGGCAGGCAGAUGCAGGCAGGAACCCCGCCCUGUGGGACCUCAGCAUCAUCCAGGCCAAGACACGCACACUACGAGACAGAUGGAGUGAGGUAACACGUCGUCUGGAAGUGUGGAUUCAAAUCCUGGAGAUAAACGAGAACGGAGAGUUUGUCCCAGUGGAGGUGGUUCCUGCUAGAGAUAUACAGACCGGGGGAAUCUUCCAGCUUCGGCAGGGUCAGUCAAGGCGGAUCCAGGUGGACGUGCGUUCAGUUCAGGACUCGGGCACCAUGCCUCUGAUUGCAGAGAUAGUGCUUGCGGUGUCGGUGGGCUGCGUUGAGAUCAGGAACACUGUAGCAAACCCGGAAGGAGAUGAGAUGGACAGUUAUCAGGAAAGAGAUCUGGAACGUUUGCGGGGGCAGUGGUUAACCGCUCUCACCAAGAGACAGGAAUACCUCGACCAACACCUGCAAAGCCUGGUCAGCAAAUCAGAGAAGACAGAGGAUGACAUGGAGAGGGAGGCUCAGCUGCUGGAGUGGCGCUUGACUCUGACAGAGGAGAGAAACGCCGUCAUGGUGCCCUCUGCUGGCAGCGGCAUUCCCGGAGCGCCUGCUGAAUGGGUUCCUCUGCCAGGCAUGGAGACGCAUACUCCUGUCCUCUUCCUGAACCUCAAACCCGAUGACCUCAGCUCUCAGGACCAGUUUGAGGUUCCUGAGGCCGGAGGUUUGGAUGCGUCUCUGAGUGGAGAAGAUGAGGAUGACUACUUUGACCUGCAAAUUGUCAAACACUACGAUGCAGAGGUGAAAGCAGAGGCAUCAUGGGACUCCACCAUUCAUGAAUGUCCCCAGCUCAGUCGUGGUGGAGCGUGGCCCGAGCAGCGGGUAUACCUGACCAUCAGAGUAAUGGUUCAGCUCAGCCAUCCUGCCGACAUGCAGCUGGUGCUGAGGAAGAGAAUCUGUGUCAACGUCAAUCCCGGCCGCCAAGGCUUUGCCCACAACUUCCUCAGAAGGAUGUCCACCCGCAGCACCAUACCAGGCUGUGGGGUCACGUUUGAGGUGGUCUCCAACAUCCCCGGGGACGCCCCUGGAUCAGAGGACAGGGAGAUGCUGGCCAACCUCGCCGCCAGCGCACACAACAGCCAGUCAGGAGAUGAAGAGGCUGCCAUCGAGAAAUACCUCCGAAGUGUCAUGAGUCUGGAGAACAUCCUGACUCUGGACAGACUAAGACAGGAGGUAGCAGUGAAGGAGCAACUGGCUGGCAGAGGCAGGAGCAACAGACGGAGCCUAAGUUCUCCAUCUGUCCACAGGCUGUCUGGAAGUAGACAAGAUUUAUCCACAACCUGCCUGCUGGAUGAUAAGGGUCGAUGGGAGAGUCAGCAGGACAUCUUCAUGCCUUCUCAGUUUCACCGCACCCUCCCCCGCCCAGCCUCCUCCCCGUCCACCUACUCCACCUCCCCUUCUUCAUCCAUUACUUCCUUCGCUACAACCCCGCCACAGAAUCAGGAACCAGAGCAAGGUCGCUUAGGACUUGCUGCCUCUUAUCUUUCAGUGAAGGCGCUGGUUCCUCAGAUGCCAAAACUGCUAAAGUCCCUGUUUCCUGCACGAGAUGAAAAGAAGGAGCUGAGACCGUCGCCGCAGAGCCAGCAGCAUGUGCCUCGCAUUGUGACAUCACCCGGAGGGGACGACAACAGAGUCAAGACAGAGACGACCGUUAUUCUGCAGCCCCCAACCAAAGACAAGCGGGCAGAGUUCCCAGAAGUCCCUCCUCUUCCUGUGCAUGACCCGCAUGACAUCACCCCCCUCAGCCAGUCGUCAAGCGGCUACUUCUCCACUAGCGUUUCUACGGUUACCCUGUCUGACGUCCUCCAACCUUCCUCCUCGUCCUCCUCUCUCCUGGCUGCUGAGACCGCGUUACCCUCAAAUCCCCAGCAGCAGCAGGGUGCUGACAGGAACGAUGUUGUGACCUCUCCUUCUCAGUGUGCCGCCAAGAUGGCCGUCAUCGCGCCACCCUCUUCAAACAGCUCAGCCAAUCACAACAACGUCAAGGCGGAAAACUCCUUCUCCAAACAGAAGCUGGUAAAUUCAGGAGGAGGAGGUGAAGGGUUUGAGCGGCUGGAAAUCUUUGUGGACGAUGAAGAGCGUAGCCGUUUGGACAUUCUGCCUGAUUGGCUGACGGACGGGUCGUAUGUUACAGUCGGAGGCAAUAAGGCGGGGACAGUGCGCUACAUGGGAAUGACGCAGUUUGCUGAGGGCGUGUGGGUGGGGGUGGAGCUGGAUACGCCUGUAGGUAAGAAUGACGGAUCAGUCGGAGGUCACCGGUACUUCCACUGUAAACCGGGUUACGGGGUGCUGGUUCGCCCAGACCGUCUGUCCUGUCGUGACCGGACCAGUCGGCAUACGGGAGAGUUUGCUCCUGCCGCCCACGUCCCCAUCCUGCGAGGAGAACCCAUUGUUGCACGGAGGGGGGAGAACCGCAAGUCCUGGAGCAGUUGAAACACAGAAACAAGGAGCUUGAUGGGAGAAAUGAACUCCUUACAACCCUGCUCCUCCUGCUCCACCUGCUCCUCCUGCUCCGGCUCUCAGCUAUGCAACAGGCUUACGCAUCAGAACUAACUUACUGCCAAUGCUCCUAUUGAAGGAAACGACACUCACAUCCAUUCACUGUUAAUGGAUGGAAAGAGACAAUUCAGAGUGAGUUGAUGAAAGACUAUGCAGUGUAUGCAGAAGUCUAUGAAAGGACAUCUCGGAACGUGAAUUUAAAUGAAUGGCGGUCAGUGGGACGACUGCUGAGAGUGAAUGGAAGCAGAUCUUCUCAUGUUUGGAGCGUCAGACCUGUUGGAGGGAGUGGACUGGACGCUGCAGACGCUCUGAUCUGUUUUCUCUGCUGAUAUACACGGAUGCAAACUACUCACAUUUAACUAUGUUUUAAAUCCGGGGGAGGUAAAAAAAAAAAAAAUGCUGUCAACCCUCACAGUGGCUGCUGACUUCUGCUGCGUUUCCAACCUGUGAUGUGUUUGCAUCCCUGGAUAUAAGUGUAGACCUGAUGUCCCAGAAUUCCCUGCUCUGGCUGCCACUUCCCUGAACCCUCUGGGUCCAGUUUGCAGACUGACACUUUGACUCGUCAAUGGAGACUCGUCUCUCCCUCCCCCUCCGACUCCUUUUCUUUUCUCUCGAAGAUGAGACUCUCCCAAAAUGUGCCUUCACCACGGCUUGUUUUGCAAUUUUUAUUUCUGUGUAUUUAAUUUCUGUUGGCUGUGUUUGUGUCGAGGAGAAAGCCUUGUGCUACGUGUGAGGUGAUCUCAGGGACUGUAGUGGGGAAAGGUUAAGGAUGGGCGCGUGUGUGUUUGUGUGUAUUUGUAAAUGUUGUACAGUGUUGACAUGUGUGCACAAGAUCAUGUUGUUGUAGUCGUGUUGGUGUUGAAGAUGAGACGUGUAGAGCAGGAAAAGUGUGUCCUUGUUGGACAGAGCCACUAUGGGAGAGAGUUAGUUUGUACUGGGAGGUUUUAAAAGUCGAUUUUGCACUUGAGAUGUUGGAUAAGAAGCUUCUGUACGUGAGGUGGCGAAAUGGAGAGGUAGGGGACAUGAUAUCAGACAGAGGCUGGUGGAAUGUGGAGACAAGCGUAUCUGGGCUUUCUGGAUAUCUGAAUUUGACAGGGAGUUUUGUGGUCGUCCUCUGAAACCAGGAGGUCUAUAGAGUAGUACUGUGGGGGUGCGUUGGUGGAAAUAGGCACGUGUGUACAUUGAGGAAAAGAAAGUACGAUAUCCUGCAAGGAGCUUCAGGCUUGAGAAGAGGAAGGAUUUGCUUCUAUGCAUUUUAAUGUGCUUUUAAAAGAAGUCUAAGAAAAAAAGAAAUUUAAGUUUUAUAUUUUAUUUCUAAAUGACACACAAAUGGGAGAUGAGCUGAGAUGUACAUUUUGGGAAAGUUUUAAAACACCGAAGCAGUUUGGACUGAUGGAACAUUCCUGACACAUCUGCUGGAGGAAAUGAAGACGAUGGGACGAACUUUGGGAUUUUUUAAUUUUUAAAUUAAUGUUUUUAUUGAAAAUCCUUGAGGGACUUUUAACGUUUGAUACUGACCUCAUUCCUGUGUAAUAAUUUAUAGGAAAGCAUUGGCAGUGCACCGCAGCUGUUGGAUACUUAACAUUGGCCAUAAAUCCAUGAGGAAUGUUGACAGAAUACACAUGCGCUUGAAAAACGUUUCCAUAAGUUAAAGGGCCAUUCCAAACGUUUUCCAGAUGAAGUUCAGUUUAUUCCUCCUCAGCGUCUAUAGACAGUCGUAUGCUGUCUCGUCUGGUGUGGCUCUGGAGGAGCUUUCUGUCCGGUCUGAGGAAAUAACCCUAUGAUGUCAUCAGGGUUAUGCCAUGAAGACUACAAGGAAAGAGCAGAGUUUGAUGGAUGUGUGUUCAUCAUGUGGGAAGGGUCUAAUGAAAGAGUCACAAAAGCCGUUUUCAGAAAUGACCUGCGAGUAAAUCCGGACAAUUGGCUCCGGAGGUUACCCACAGUUUGUCUUUCACUCAACACAGCGGGAGGUUUUCUGCACAGACACUUUCACAACAGCAUCAAAUCCUCUGCAUUAUUCAGGCGAGAGGUGGAGCAGCUGGGUGCAGCAGGCAGAGGCAGGAAGUGACGUAUAAACUCCGCUGCGGAGAUCACGUGAUGUACUUUACUAAAAACAGAGACCGGUGUCGGCUCUCAUCAUCACGUACUCUCUGGGAUCACUCGCAGUGGUUUAUAGGAUGCACACUUCCUUUACUCUUCAAAGAAUUACGUACUAGCUGGUUGGCCAGUUUUUUUUCUGAAAAGUCAAUGCAGAAAAUGAAUUGGAAAUUUCCGAGUCAGCCUCUCGGAGCGAUCGUGCUGAUUGGCUAAAUCUGCCAGGUUCGGUUCAUAUCCUGAUGACGACGAACCGUAAUGUGUUCGUAGGCAUGUUCAUUCAUGUUCACUGACUCAGGCGUUGUCGUCGUUGGCUGUUUCUAUGGUAACAGUUAAUUGCAUACAAAAGAAUCUGAUCGAUUUCAGAUGGAGAUGAUAUAGCAACUUGUAUAAAUACAUUAUAUGGAAUACUAUAUGUGCAUGUAAAGGCACUGAGUAUGUCCAAACACUAUCGUCUUUAUUGAUAACAUGUGUUUGUUUUUCCUCAUUCCUGUAUAUCAUGUGUUUCUUAAUUCAAGAAGCGAGAUCUUACUAUUUAUAUUUAAAUGCUCGUACACAUGCCUUUAUCGCAUGAAAAUUGAUAAAGCCUUUUAUUUGAAUAAAUCUUGCACAAAUGAUUCCAUGAAAAUUGCUGCUAUUAGCAUUGUAAAUUUACCUGUAAAUGGAUCAAUUGAUUUAUCUAUCACUCUCUGUGUAUCUUUCUGUUUACGAGAUUGGACUUCUAUAUUUGUCUUUUCUUUUUCAAUCCUGAUGGAGAAACUAAUGUCAGCGCUUUGGGUUCAGUGACCAAUAUAUUUUUCAUGAAGAGGUAACAUUUUGAAAACGAGGCACUUUGUACAGUGAGCCUGGAAGAAGAGAUGGCUAGAAAAUAAAUCCGCUCUGCAUUGAUUUUAAAGGAGGAAUGAAACUCAGAGGUGUGUUAAAGCUGAAGUGAGAGACAAGGACACGGUGUGUCGCCAUCUUCUAGUUAUUGUCUGUGUAUUUAUUACCGGCCUUAAAGCCCCAGGACCCUGGAGUUCUCUGAUUGGUUGGUUGGUUGGUUACUGUAGGUCUGGUAUGUUAAUGGUCGGCAGGUUUGUGAGGUGCUAUGUAGUUUGGACUUGUUGGUUUAGUUUUUGUUAAAUUGUGGAUCAUAAUAGUUGCGUGGUAAAUGAAGGGAGGGAGGAACGUUUUUGUGUGUGUGUGUGUGUGUACGUGUGUGUGGGGGGGCUACAGGCUUUGAUCCAGUUGUGUCAGCGAGUUCUUACCGAGAUGGGAAACGACCAAUGGCUGCGUCUUUCCUCACGAUACUUGUAGCUGUGAGUGAGAGACGCUCGCCCGAUCCCCCGUCUCUGUGGCCGGUCGUCUUUCCCGUCCUGGUCUCAGCUUGCACACUUGGGUUCGGGGGUUAGAGAUCACUUCUGGCUUCUGGCUUCUUUAUGUUAUUGUGCCUCUGAAACCACGAGACCAUGUAUCUUCCACACACUGUUUUUCAUAUCAGUGCUUCAGUUCAUUUGCACAAACGUCUCCAGAGGGAAUCAAAUAAUUCAUCUCUGGAACAAGUAGGAAAAAAAUAUAACCAGAUUUUUAUCAUUCAGAUGUUUUUAUUUUCAGCUUUCAUGUCAACAUUGAGGUUUUUUGGAGCAAUAUUCCUUCACCCACUGUUCUACUGCCAGUCAUGUAAAAAGAGGGAAAUCAAUAAUAUUGCAACACAGUAUUUUACACCAGAGCUCAGCUCAAAUGUAGUGGUCAGAUAACUUCCAGCAAACCUCUACUUGUCUCAAUGCAGAUGCAGCAUCAUGCAUCAUCAGGUGAAGUGUGACACUGACAUCAGAUAGAAACACAUGAUCCACAUGAUCCACAGAGCAGCGAGCGCCGUCACACAAAGACAAACUAGCUUCAGCCAUAACUGUUCUGAACGGACUCAGUGUUGUGGAUCCACUUCAGUGAUGGUGUCCAACUGUAGAUUAGAUUAAAGCCUUCAGUAUUAUUCAUGUGACUGUAUCCACCAUCAGAACCACAUUUUGUCAUUUUACUUAUUUGUCCAAGAACUUUCACACCAUGUACUGAUCUGAGUCUUCAGCCCCACACAAUGUUUCGCUUUUUAUUUGACUGUUUUAUUCUUGUUUCUUUAUUUUUGUCGUAAGUGCUUCUGUUUUGCUCAGAUUUCGGUUCCAUAUCUUUUGUUGCAUUUGGCCUCGUGCUGCUGCAGCGGUGGGACCUCUGGUUCGGAGCAGCGUGUCUCCUCUCUGCCUUAACGUGGCCUUUAAACUGGAGCCAGACCGGUUUUAGCAGAAAUAAUCCCAACUGCAAAACCCUCAGUGUCCUGUGCGGACUCAGUGUGAGCGUUCCAAACCCAUAUUAACCCACUUUGGUUUGACUAUGAAACAAUAAAGACGUAAAAAACCUGGAGUCAUUUGGUCACAAGAGGGAAGGCAAUUAUGUCGCCCCCUGGUGGCUACUGUCAAACUUUAAAUAUUGCAUCCCUCCACUGCCCUCCAGCAGCGUGCCUCACAGCGUCUGCCUGCCCGGGACCACACCAAACUUUUCAAAUCUUCUAAGUAGCAGGUUUUAUUUGUGUGCUUUGGAUUCAAUCUUCCGUUCCUGCCUCCGUAGCGAGUUUCCACCUUGUGACUACCUCUGUCCCUCGUCGCGGUCGUCCAGACAAUGCUCUGCCAACUUCCUCCCUGAGGCCUUUUAGCUGAUAAAGAGCUGUACCUGCUUCACUUCUCAACUGUCUGCAAUCCAGCUCUCUUCCACGUAUUAGCAAUACACGGCUGCGAGGUGAUAUGGCACAACCUUUUUACAGCUUUAUUUAUUUUCCAUUGAGAGCUGCAGCUGCUUCUCGCGGUGCGUUUUAAAGACAGUUAACAAUAUUCCUCCCAGGUACCUGCAGCCAUAAUAAACUGAGCUGUGUAAUAAUAGAAGCUGAAGUGGAGGGUUUGGUGCUUUUAAAGUCAGGGAGAUAUUCCUGCAAAAGAAAAGAAGAAGCCCUUCCAGUCCCUGUAUCCUGUAACACAUUUACAUCAUCAAAAUGGUUUUAAUGUGGCCUCGGCCUCGUCUGCAUUAUCAAUAUAUCUCCAUCAUCCCGACUAAUCGAUAUCUAUCAUUGCUACUGUUGAUUCUGUGGAGCAGGUUUGUGUUGAUGUGUCGUUUGUGCGUGCGAGUGCACCAUCAGAGUGGUAGUUCAGUGUAUGUGUGUGUAUAAAUAUGCGCAUAUUAAGACUUAUAAAAACAACCAUCUGAGCACAAGUUUGGGUUUGUUGAUUAAUUUAAUGGUUUUAUGUAAUUCUAUGCUGCAAUCCAAAGAAUAAACCUGUAUUAUAAUACAUUUAUAAUUUUCAUUUUCUAUCAUCUGAACAGUAAUCUGGUAAGAAAGAAAUAAACAAAGGAAGAUUAACAAGA